Molecule: messenger RNA, 4837 nt
Organism: Sander lucioperca (pikeperch)
Lineage: Eukaryota; Metazoa; Chordata; Actinopteri; Perciformes; Percidae
Gene: kcnh2b
Product: potassium voltage-gated channel, subfamily H (eag-related), member 2b
Exons: 21
Coding region: 750-4556 (1268 amino acids)
Biological process (GO): regulation of heart rate by cardiac conduction; regulation of ventricular cardiac muscle cell membrane repolarization; potassium ion transmembrane transport
Cellular component (GO): membrane
Molecular function (GO): inward rectifier potassium channel activity
Source: RefSeq, a predicted model, not a curated record
UUCCCGAUGAGCAAAGGGUUAAAAGAGGCGCAGCUAGACGCCGGUGGAGCUGAAGUCAUCAGCCAGAGCGCACAGCGAGGAGGAGGAGAGAUACAGAGAACACCUCCAAAAACACACAUCAAGGACGAGUCAAGCUGCGGAUCUGCGCUCUGCUUUUUCCUGUUAAUCAUCAUUGUGUUCCUUCUCCCUCCAGUUAAAACACAGAUAUUUAGAGGCAGAGAGAGAAGGUGGAAUGAGAAAUAAAUAAAUAAAAACGCGCAGCCCAGCGCCCCAACUAUGGCUCCAACGACGCUCGUCGGGAAGCUCGCCCAGUCUGCUUCACAGGAGCUGGCUGUAGUGCAGGAUGAGAGGUCUGCUGUGCUCCACCGAGUGUGAGACCAGGAGGAAAUAUCACCUGACAGGCGGCCCUCCCCUCGGGGGACAGAAACAGACACCUUCGCUCCUCUUAACCUGGAAACUGGAGGCUGGAAACGGCCCAGAUCUGCCGUGCGUACAUCGCGCCUCCUUUUCAGAACUCUCCUCUCCUCACUUUCUCCUGGAGAGCCACGAUAAUCUACCGUCUCUCUGACCAACUUGGGGAAACUUUGGCCACCGGAUUACUGCCACUGAACCUGUCAGUGUUGAGUCUCCAUGCAGUGAGCGCAGUGAGCAUUGUGCGCUCGGCUGCGGGGACUGGAAACACAGCUUCGGUGUGAGAUUAUUAAAAGUCCUGCAAAGUCUCUCAAAGUCCAGGGGCUACCGCAGCGAAGAUGCCGGUCCGGAGGGGCCAUGUGGCUCCGCAGAACACCUUCCUGGACACCAUCAUCAGGAAAUUCGACAGUCAAAGUCGCAAGUUCGUCAUCGCCAAUGCGAGAGUGGAGAACUGCGCCAUCAUCUUCUGCAAUGAUGGCUUCUGCCACAUGUGUGGUUACUCACGUGCUGAGAUCAUGCAGAAGCCAUGCACGUGUAACUUUCUCUAUGGGCCUGACACCAAGCGACUGGCCAUUGCCCAGAUGGCGCAAGCCCUGCUGGGAUCGGAGGAGAGGAAAGUGGAGAUCAACCUUUACCGCAAAGAUGGUCAGUGCUUCCUGUGUAUGGUGGAUGUGGUGCCGGUGAAAAACGAAGAUGGCCUGGUGAUCAUGUUCAUCCUGAAUUUCGAGGGCUUGACAGAGGAAGCCCUCCUAGUCCACAAACAGGAGCUCAACCACCGCCUGCCCACCUGGCUUGUCACAGGUCGUCCACGAGGCUUUAAGCUGCGUCUUCCCCUGCUGCGCUCCAUGUCCAACAGUAAAGUGUCUCUGAACGACACAGAGGCAGGUCACAUCCCCACUGCCACACCCCUGCCGCUGCACCCAGACCACCACAGUCAUGAGUCUGUAGGCAUGGGGGAGUUCCUGCCUCUUCCCCCUUUAGCGCUAAACCACCAGGAGCAAAUCAGUGGAAGCAGGUCAGCUCUACAGAGUUGGCCAGAAGACCACCAGGAGGACCAGCACACCUUUCUGGGCCCUGACCCUCCUGUACACACUGCUUCUCCUCCUCCACCUCCCCGCAGAGCCCACCUUGUGGGUCCCCUCACCCAGUCGUCCCCCUGUGUAGCGCCUCACCACCGCUUCAGCCUCAACCCGGACGCCUCAGGCUCCAACUGCUCACUGUCUCGCAGCCGCUCGCGGGAGAGCUUCCACAGCAUGCGUCGCGCCUCCUCCGUAGACGAGAUCGAGGCCAUGAGGCCCGAAUGGGAGCGAAAGAACCGCAGAGCGAGUAUCCGACCGGGGAGCAGCAGCACUGGUGCUGUGAACAGUAAGUCCAACAUAUUGAACUCCACGUCGGACUCUGACCUGAUGCGGUACCGCACCAUUUCCAAGAUCCCUCAGAUCACCCUCAACUUUGUGGAUUUCAAAGCCGACCCACUCAUCGCCCUGCCCACAGGGGACAUGGACAUCAUAGCUCCCUGCAAACUCAUCGACCGGACGCACCAUGUCACAGAGAAAGUCACCCAGGUGCUGUCUCUGGGUGCCGAUGUGUUGCCAGAGUACAAGCUCCAGGCCCCCCGCAUCCACAAGUGGACGGUGUUGCACUACAGCCCGUUCAAGGCGGUGUGGGACUGGCUCAUCCUGCUGCUGGUCAUCUACACCGCCAUCCUGACACCCUACUCAGCCGCAUUCCUCCUCAACGACCAGGAAGAGGUAGCCAAGCAGAAUUGUGGUUACUCCUGCUCGCCUCUCAAUGUGGUGGACCUCAUAGUGGAUAUCAUGUUCAUCAUUGACAUCCUCAUCAACUUCAGGACAACAUAUGUGAAUGCUAAUGAUGAGGUGGUGAGCCACCCGGUGCGUAUCGCCGUCCACUACUUCAAAGGCUGGUUCCUCAUCGACAUGGUGGCUGCUAUUCCCUUUGACCUGCUUAUCUACCGCAGCGGAGAGGAGACCACCACUCUUAUUGGUCUGCUGAAAACUGCUCGUCUCCUGCGAUUGGUGCGUGUAGCCAGGAAGCUGGACCGCUACUCGGAGUAUGGCGCAGCUGUCCUCUUCCUCCUCAUGUGCACCUUCGCCCUCAUCGCUCACUGGCUGGCCUGCAUCUGGUAUGCCAUCGGUAGCGUCGAGAGGAAUGGUUCAAUUGGCUGGCUCCACACGCUGGGGGACCAGUUGGGAAAGCACUACAACAGCUCCAUCCUAGGUUCGGGACCCUCCAUCAAAGACAAGUACGUCACAGCUCUGUACUUCACCUUCAGCAGCCUGACCAGUGUGGGAUUUGGAAACGUGUCCCCAAACACCAACUCUGAGAAGAUCUUCUCCAUCUGUGUCAUGCUCAUAGGAUCCCUGAUGUACGCCAGCAUCUUUGGGAAUGUGUCAGCCAUCAUCCAGCGGCUGUACUCGGGGACGGCCCGCUACCACACCCAGAUGCUGAGAGUCAGGGAGUUCAUCCGCUUCCACCAGAUCCCCAACCCGCUCAGGCAGAGGCUGGAGGAGUAUUUCCAGCACGCCUGGUCCUACACCAACGGCAUCGACAUGAACGCUGUGCUGAAGGGUUUCCCAGAGUGUCUACAGGCGGAUAUCUGCCUCCACCUGAAUCGGACGUUGCUGCAGAACUGUAAGGCUUUUAAGGGCUCCACCAAGGGCUGCCUCAGGGCGUUGGCCAUGAAGUUCAAGACCACCCACGCACCCCCGGGUGACACGCUGGUCCACGCUGGGGACGUCCUCACUGCAGUCUACUUCAUAUCCAGGGGAUCCAUAGAGAUACUAAGAGGAGAUGUGGUGGUUGCCAUCUUGGGGAAGAAUGAUAUCUUCGGCGAGCCUAUCAACCUGUAUUCCCGACCAGGUAAAUCCAACGCUGAUGUGAGGGCUCUAACCUACUGCGACCUCCAUAAAAUCUUCAGAGAAGAUGUUCUGGAGGUGCUGGACAUGUAUCCUGAGUUCGCAGACCACUUCUGGAACAACCUAGAAAUCACCUUCAACCUCCGAGAUACCAACAUGAUCCCAGGCUCUCCGAGCAGUGAUGACUCUAACUGUGGGGGAUUCAACAAGUUACGCAGACGCAAGUUAUCAUUCCGAAGACGCACAGAAACAGAUGAUGCAGAUGCUGGUGAAAUUAAAAAGUCCCAUAAGUCCGCGCGACGAAGAUACAGGGAAGCAGCCAACAACCAAAAAAAGGAGGAAGCACCUCAGCGGCAAUGGGAGGCACAUCGCAGCUCAGCAUCUUCACACUCCAGUGGUGAUGAGGGGGAGAAGUCAAUUGUGACUAGACUCGCCCCUCCGCCAGCAAUGAUGGACAAUCCGCAGGCUCAGGCCAUGCCCAGGAACUUCAACAAGAACACUGAGGGGGAUGGAGACCCCAAGACUGGGAACACCUGCAAUGCUCUGUCAGGUGCAUUCUCUGGUGUGUCCCACAUCUUCAGUUUCUGGGGUGAGAGUCGCAGUGGUGGUCAGUACCAGGAGGUUCCUAGCUGCAGCCUUACCUCCCCCCCGCCCCUCAACACGCCGCUGCACAGCCUGGGCCGACAUCAACGUAACCAGCUGGACACACGCCUGGACCUGCUGCAGAAACAGCUCAACAGGUUGGAGAGUCGCAUGUCAACGGACAUCGGAGCUAUCAUGCAGCUGCUCCAGAGACAGAUGGCUCUGGUUCCUCCUGCCUACAGCGCCAUCUCCUCACCACCUCAGAUCUUGGAUUCCCAGGACUUUGAGGAGUUCCCAGCCCAGCCUCUUGACUCCCUGCAGCCCCAGGACACCCCACUGAUUAACACCAACCAGGGCCAGCUCACUCCCUCUGGACUGGACAUCCUGGGGAAGCAUCUGGAUCUGGAUCUGGGACUGGUCACUGGGGCUGGAGUCAUUUCUGGGCUAGCUGUAGGUUCAGGUGUAGAGAUAGAGUUUGGGAGAGAGGCAGCAGUGGGGUCAAGCUUAGGAGCAGGGUUAGACUUUGGUUCAGGGAUAGGUAUGGGGGCUGGGGUUGGGCCAGCAACUGGAACAGGGGUAUCUUCCCUGGAUCCUGAAACCCAAAGAAGGCUGUCCCUCCAAGAACCACAGACACCUCUGGACUCACGGACACCACACAGACACAGCUCUGACCCAGGGGGGAGCUAAGGAAGAAGCAAAAGGGGGAGGAGAGUGGGAUGGAGGGAGAGCUACAGAGAGAGAAUAAGAGUGCUGUUUUGUCCUGCAGUCCCUCCUCUUUUUACCGUUCCUCAUGGUACCCUUGGAACCUUAACCAACCUUUAACCAAAACCACAAACAGAGCAGAGAGGAGCUCUGCCACUUAAUGAACACAGUCCAGGUCGACCCAGACUGAUCAGGUCUGGACCUCUCAGUCAUCUGCUGAAGGAUGACACACACACACACACACACACACACACACACACACACAC